UGGUCGGUUUUUUUCUCUCUCCUCUCUUUCCCCCCACCUCCAUCUCUCUCCACUGUACGAUAAACGAGGAGGGGCUUGACGCCGUGGAGGAGGCAGGCAGGCAGGCAGGCUGAGCUGACCCGCUUGCGGUGUGUGUCGCCUCGCCUACAUCCAAGCCAGCUCGCAUGCGUUAAGGAGUGAGAGACAUCAGGUGUAUAGGUCGGUGAGGCCCUUAUACAACCCACCAAGAUGGUGGCCUUAUCAUUGAAGAUUUGUGUCCGCCAGUGCAAUGUGGUGAAGACGAUGCAGUUUGAACCGUCCACCCCUGUGUAUGAUGCCUGCAGAAUCAUUAGAGAGAGAGUCCCAGAGGCCCAAACGGGACAAGCCUCAGAUUACGGCCUGUUCCUGUCUGACGACGAUCCCAGGAAAGGAAUCUGGCUUGAGUCUGGGAGAACCCUAGAUUACUACAUGCUACGAAAUGGAGAUGUCUUGGAGUAUAAGAAGAAACAGAGGCCGCAGAAGAUCAAAAUGCUGGAUGGCGCAAUUAAAACCAUCAUGGUGGAUGACUCAAAAACAGUUGGCGAGCUGCUUGUCACCAUAUGUAGUAGAAUAGGAAUCACCAACUAUGAGGAGUACUCCCUCAUUCAAGAGAUGACAGAGGACAAGAAGGAGGACGGGAUGGGGACCCUCAAGAAAGACAGAACUCUGCUGCUACGAGACGAGAGGAAGAUGGAAAAGCUCAAAGCCAAACUGCACACAGAUGAUGAUCUGAACUGGCUGGACCACAGCAGAACCUUCAGAGAGCAGGGAGUGGAAGAAAGUGAGACUCUGCUGCUCAGGCGCAAGUUCUUCUAUUCGGACCAGAAUGUGGACUCACGGGACCCCGUCCAGCUAAACCUGCUUUAUGUCCAGGCUAGGGAUGAUAUAUUGAAUGGAUCCCACCCUGUCUCCUUUGAUAAAGCCUGUGAGUUUGCAGGGAUCCAGGCUCAGAUCCAGUUCGGACCCCAUGCGGAGCACAAACACAAGCCUGGUUUCCUGGACCUGAAGGAGUUCCUACCUAAAGAGUACAUCAAGCAAAGAGGGUCCGAGAAGAAAAUAUUCCAAGAUCAUAAAAACUGUGGAGAGAUGACAGAGAUUGAAGGGAAAGUGAAGUAUGUGAAGCUUGCCAGGUCCCUGCAGACAUAUGGAGUUUCUUUUUUCCUGGUGAAGGAAAAGAUGAAGGGUAAAAAUAAACUGGUCCCGCGGCUGCUCGGGAUAACCAAGGAGUCAGUGAUGCGAGUGGAUGAGAAGACGAAGGAUGUGGUGCAGGAAUGGCCUCUGACAACAGUCAAGAGAUGGGCAGCCUCCCCCAAGAGCUUCACCUUGGAUUUUGGAGAGUACCAGGAAAGUUACUACUCUGUUCAGACUACAGAGGGAGAGCAGAUAUCCCAACUUAUUGCUGGAUACAUUGACAUCAUUCUGAAAAAGAAACAGAGUAAGGAUCGCUUUGGUCUUGAGGGAGAUGAAGAAUCCACUAUGCUGGAGGAAUCGGUUUCACCAAAGAAGUCCACAAUUUUGCAGCAGCAGUUUAAUCGGGUAGGUCGUGUGGAGCACGGCUCAGUAGCCCUUCCGGGUAUAAUUCGGUCUGGGUCUACUGGGGGUCCCGACACCUUCAAUAUGGGCACGAUGCCGUCAGCCCAGCAGCAAAUCACCACAGGCCAGAUGCACAGAGGACACAUGCCUCCACUGAGUCUGGCCCAGCAGGCCCUGAUGGGGACCAUCAACAGCAGUAUGCAGGCUGUGCAGCAGGCUCAGGCUGACCUGGGACAUGUAGAUAAUCUGCCUCCACUGGGCCACGACUUAGCAUCCAGGGUUUGGGUUCAGAACAAAGUGGAUGAAUCCAAACAUGAAAUCCACUCUCAGGUCGAUGCCAUUACCGCUGGAACAGCAUCUGUGGUCAAUCUCACUGCAGGUGAGCCCACAGAAACUGACUACACAGCAGUGGGCUGCGCCAUCACCACCAUCUCCUCCAACCUCACGGAAAUGUCUAAGGGUGUCAAGCUGCUCGCGGCGUUAAUGGACGAUGAGGUGGGCAGUGGACACAAGCUCAUGGGUGCUGCCAGGAUGCUGGCAGGAGCUGUGUCAGAUCUGCUCAGAUCUGUUGAGCCUGCAGCCGCUGAGCCCAGACAGACGGUGCUGACUGCAGCCGGAAGCAUUGGACAGGCCAGCGGGGACCUGCUCCGCCACAUGGGGGAGGGCGAGACUGAUGAGAAGUUCCAGGACACUCUGAUGAAUCUGGCCAAAGCAGUGGCCAAUGCAGCUGCUAUGUUAGUCCUGAAGGCCAAGAACGUGGCCCAGGUGGCCGAGGACACCAUAUUGCAGAACCGGGUGAUCGCAGCUGCCACUCAGUGCGCCCUGUCCACCUCACAGCUGGUAGCCUGCACCAAGGUGGUGAGUCCGACCAUCAGCUCCCCAGUGUGUCAGGAGCAGCUUGUUGAGGCCGGGAAGCUGGUGGACCGUUCUGUGGAAACCUGUGUCAAAGCUUGCCGCUCGGCCAGUGACGAUGGCGAGCUGCUCAAGCAAGUUGGGGCAGCAGCUGGUGUGGUGAGCCAGGCUCUCAGCGACCUACUGCAACAUGUCCGCCACUACGCCAGCUGCGGAGAGCCCAUCGGACGCUACGACCAGGCAACAGACACAAUUAUGAACGUGACUGAAAACAUUUUUACUUCCAUGGGUGAUGCUGGAGAGAUGGUGCGUCAGGCCCGGGUGUUAGCCCAAGCCACGUCUGACUUGGUUAAUGCCAUGAGAUCAGACGCCGAAGCAGAAGUUGAUGUUGACAACUCCAAGAAGCUCCUCGCUGCAGCUAAACUCCUGGCUGAUGCCACGGCUCGGAUGGUGGAGGCUGCUAAGGGGGCGGCCGCCUACCCAGAGAAUGAAGACCAGCAGCAGAGGCUCAGAGAGGCAGCCGAGGGGCUACGUGUUGCCACUAAUGCUGCCGCUCAGAACGCAAUAAAGAAAAAACUGGUCAACAGGCUGGAGAUAGCUGCAAAGCAGGCAGCGGCUGCUGCUACUCAGACGAUCGCAGCUGCCCAAAAUGCUGCUGCUUCCAACAAAAAUACUGUUUCACAUCAACAGUUAGUCCACAGCUGCAAGGCUGUAGCAGACAGUAUCCCUCAGUUGGUGCAAGGGAUGAGGAGCAGCCAGGCCCAGCCAGAGGAGCUGGGCCCCCAGCUUGCCCUCAUCAUGGCCAGUCAGAGUUUCUUACAGCCUGGAAGUAAGAUGGUGGCAUCAGCCAAGUCAGCAGUGCCGACAGUGGCGGACCAGGCUGCUGCUAUGCAACUGGGCCAGUGUGCCAAGAAUUUGGCUACCUGCUUGGCGGAGCUCAGGACCGCCACCCAGAAGGCCCACGAAGCCUGUGGUCCUCUGGAGAUUGACUCCGCCCUCAAAACCGUCCAGACCCUCAAGAGUGAGCUUCAGGAUGCCAAGAUGUCUGUCAUUGAUGGUCAGCUCAAACCUCUUCCAGGGGAAACGCUGGAAAAGUGUGCUCAGGAUUUGGGAAGUACAUCGAAGGCUGUGGGCUCCUCCAUGGCCCAGCUGCUCACAUGUGCUGCACAGGGAAAUGAACAUUAUACAGGUGUUGCUGCUAGAGAAACAGCCCAGGCUUUAAGGACAUUGGCUCAAGCAGCCAGAGGUGUGGCAGCCAGCACCAAGGAGCCUCAGGCUGCAGCUGCGAUGCUGGACUCCGCCCAGUGUGUGAUGGAAGGCUCGGCCAUGCUGAUCCACGAAGCCCAUCAGGCCUUGGUUCAUCCAGGAGAUGCUGAGAGUCAGCAAAGACUGGCACAGGUGGCCAAAGCAGUGUCACACUCCCUGAAUAAUUGUGUGAAUUGCCUGCCAGGCCAGAAGGAUGUUGACAUGGCCCUGCGGAGCAUCGGAGAGGCCAGUAAGAAGCUGCUAGUGGACUUUUUGCCUCCCUGCAGUAAGACAUUCCAGGAGGCCCAGACUGAUCUGAACCACACAGCAGCUGAACUCAACCACUCUGCAGGCGAGGUCGUCCACUCCUCUCGCGGUACAAGCAGCCAGCUGGCUGCGGCCUCCGGAAAGUUUAGCCAAGACUUUGAUGAGUUCCUGGAUGCCGGCAUUGAGAUGGCAGGACACACCCAAAGCAAGGAUGACCAGAUCCAAGUCAUUGGUAAUCUGAAGAACAUCUCUAUGGCAUCCAGUAAGCUGCUACUGGCUGCCAAGUCUCUGUCUGUGGAUCCAGGUGCAGCGAAUGCGAAGAAUCUUCUAGCUGUGGCAGCAAGGGCGGUGACAGAGAGUAUUAACCAGCUGAUAACACUCUGUACCCAGCAAGCAGCGGGACAAAAGGAGUGUGACAACGCCUUGAGGGAAUUGGAGGCUGUCAGAGGCCUUUUAGAUAACCCCAAUGAGCCUGUCAACGAACUCUCCUACUUUGACUGCAUCGAGAGCGUCAUGGAGAACUCAAAGGUCCUCGGAGAGUCGAUGGCAGGCAUUUCUCAACACUGUAAGACAGGUGAUGUGGUCGCCUUUGGGGAGAGCGUGGGCUUGGCGUCCAAAGCUCUGUGUGGGCUGACGGAGGCUGGAGGACAGGCCUCUUAUCUUGUAGGCGUUUCUGAUCCCAAUAGUCAGUCAGGCCACGAGGGACUGGUGGAUCCCAUUCAGUUUGCACGAGCCCAUCAAGCCAUACAGAUGGCUUGUCAGAAUUUAGUGGACCCAGCCAGCAGUCCCUCACAGGUCUUGUCUGCAGCAACAAUUGUAGCCAAGCACACCUCAGCUCUCUGUAACGCUUGCCGUCUGGCUUCUUCUAAAACCUCCAACCCCGUGGCAAGGAGACAGUUUGUCCAGUCAGCCAAAGAGGUGGCCAACACUACAGCCAACCUCGUCAAAACCAUCAAGGCAUUAGACGGGGAUUUUUCUGAGGAGAACAGAAACAGGUGCCGUGUUGCUACAACCCCCCUCCUCGAGGCUGUAGAAAACCUGUCAACCUUUGCCAACAACCCCGAGUUUGCAAGCAUCCCUGCUCAGAUCAGCAAUGAGGGCUCAGCAGCACAGGAGCCCAUUGUGCGUUCAGCCCGCUCCAUGCUCGAUAGCUCCACGUACCUUUUAGAAACCGCCCGCUCGUUGGUCCUCAACCCCAAAGAUCCCCCGACCUGGUCCAUCCUCGCUGGCCACUCCAGGACGGUUUCUGACUCAAUCAAGAGUCUCAUCACCUCCAUUAGGGACAAGGCACCAGGACAGAGGGAGUGUGAUUACUCCAUUGAUAACAUCAAUAAGUGUAUCCGGGACAUUGAGCAAGCUUCCCUCGCUGCAGUUGGACAGACCCUGCCCUGCAGAGAUGAUAUCUCCAUGGAAGCGCUCCAGGAGCAGCUGACGUCCUCUGUGCAGGAGAUUGGUCAUCUGAUUGAUCCCGUCUCCACAGCAGCCCGAGGUGAAGCUGCCCAACUAGGACACAAGGUGACUCAGCUGGCAAGUUACUUUGAUCCGUUGAUUGUGGCAUCGGUAGGCCUGACCUCUAAGCUGCACGACCACCAGCAGCAGAUGACAAUCCUGGACCAGACCAAGACUCUGUCCGAGUCGGCCCUGCAGAUGUUGUACGCUGCCAAAGAAGGAGGAGGAAACCCAAAGGCUUCUCAUACCCACGAUGCCAUCUCUGAAGCCGCACAGCUGAUGAAGGAGGCUGUGGAUGACAUCAUGGUGACUUUGAAUGAGGCGGCUAGUGAGGGUGGCAUGGUCGGAGGCAUGGUGGAGUCCAUCGCUGAGUGCAUGGGCAGGCUGGAUGAAGGAACACCUCCUGAACCCGAAGGCUCCUUUGUGGACUACCAGACCACCAUGGUGAAGUUCUCCAAAGCCAUCGCCAUCACUGCACAAGAGAUGAUGACGAAGUCAGUAACCUGCCCUGAAGAGCUCGGUGGUCUUGCCUCUCAGGUGACUGUGGACUAUGGACAGUUAGCGCAACAAGGACGUCUUGCUGCAGCCACUGCAGAGCCAGAGGAGGUUGGCUUCCAGAUAAAGACGCGGGUGCAAGAAUUGGGCCAUGGCUGUAUCUACCUGGUACAGAAGGCUGGAGCCCUGCAGCUCAGCCCCACUGACAGCUUCUCCAAAAGGGAGCUCAUCGAGUGUGCGCGUGCAGUCACCGAGAAGGUGUCCUUGGUACUGUCAGCACUGCAAGCGGGAAACAAAGGCACCCAGGCCUGUAUCACAGCAGCCAGUGCUGUUUCUGGAAUUAUUGCUGACCUGGACACCACCAUCAUGUUCGCCUCUGCUGGAACACUGAACCCUGAAAAUGAAGAGUCUUUUGCUGACCACAGGGAAAGCAUCUUAAAGACCGCCAAGGCACUGGUAGAGGACACCAAGCUGCUGGUUGCUGGAGCUGCAUCCAGCCAGGAGAAACUGGCCCAGGCUGCCCAGUCUUCAGCCAAGACUAUCACUCAGCUCACUGAGGUGGUCAAGCUGGGAGCAACCAGCAUGGGCUCUGAGGACCCUGAGACACAGGUGGUUCUGAUAAACGCGGUGCGGGAUGUGGCCAAGGCUCUGGCCGAACUCAUCAGUGCCACCAAAUGUGCCGCCGGCAAACCAGCUGACGAUCCGUCCAUGUAUCAGCUGAAGAGCGCUGCCAAGGUCAUGGUGACCAACGUGACGUCUCUUCUAAAAACAGUGAAGGCAGUGGAGGAUGAAGCAACUCGUGGGACGAGGGCACUGGAGGCCACCAUUGAGUGCAUCAAGCAGGAGCUGACAGUGUUCCAGUCCAAGGACGUCCCAGACAAGGCCACCUCACCUGAAGAGUUUACCCGCAUGACAAAGGGCAUCACCGUAGCAACAGCCAAGGCAGUGGCCGCAGGCAACUCGGCUCAGCAGGAGGAUGUGAUCGCCACUGCCAACCUGAGCCGCAAAGCCAUCUCUGAUAUGCUGACUACCUGCAAGCAAGCAGCUUUCCACCCUGAAGUGAGUGAGGAAUUAAAGAGCAAGGCCCUGCAGUAUGGCUCAGAGUGUACCACCGGAUACAUCAACCUUCUGGAGCAAGUGCUGCAGGUGCUGCAGAAGCCAACACCGGAGCAGAAGCAGCAGCUGGCUGUACACUCAAAGCAUGUGGCGGCGUGUGUGACAGAGCUCGUCCAGACAGCUGAGGCCAUGAAAGGAUCAGAAUAUGUGGACCCCGAGGACCCAACGGUCAUCGCUGAGACUGAACUCCUCGGAGCAGCAGCGUCCAUUGAAGCAGCAGCCAAGAAACUAGAGCAGCUGAAACCCAGAGCUAAGCCCAAGCAGGCAGAUGAGACGCUGGAUUUUGAGGAGCAGAUCUUAGAAGCAGCCAAGUCCAUCGCUGCAGCAACCAGUGCUCUAGUUAAAUCUGCAUCUGCAGCUCAGAGAGAACUGGUGGCACAAGGCAAGGUUGGAUCCAAUCUAGCCAAUGCAGUAGAUGAUGGCCAGUGGUCACAAGGUCUCAUAUCAGCUGCACGUAUGGUAGCAGCAGCCACCAGUAACCUGUGCGAGGCAGCUAAUGCUUCAGUGCAGGGCCACGCCAGUGAGGAGAAGCUCAUCUCCUCAGCCAAACAGGUCGCAGCUUCCACAGCUCAGCUGCUGGUGGCCUGCAAGGUGAAGGCAGACCAGGAUUCUGCCAUGAGGAGACUGCAGGCUGCUGGUAAUGCCGUGAAGCGAGCUUCAGACAAUCUUGUCAAGGCGGCUCAGAAAGCAGCAUUUGACAAGAAUGAGGAUGACAGCGUCGUGGUAAAGACCAAAUUCGUCGGGAAUAGCGCAGGUGAGACAAAAUCCUGGGAGAAUGUUUGUAUUAGGCCUGGAAAUGAAUCAUUCCUACUGCGUGUCGUGACCUUUUCACUGACUGUUACUGAAUGUUUGCACCUCUCGCUGAUGUGCCAAAAUGCCACAGUUGUUUUUCUGAAGCUGUGAUGAGCUGCUGUGGAUAAACAGCCCAUCAGCUUUGUUUCAAUGCUGUUUACCUGCUUUGCUAGACAUUCAUAGCUGCAAACGUCACAUCUCUUGAAGACUUUUAACGUUUUUCUGUUACAGCAGAUAAUUUGCUUCCUUUUCAUCUUUGAAAAACGAAAAAGGAAAUAUCAACAGUAAUGACGCUGUCUUUAUUAUCUUUUUUUUUACUCUGGCAUUGCCACAAGAAGUUUCUGGGUCCCUGUCUCCGUCAGACGUGAGCUCCAGCUGGGCUUCAACUUGUCACUGUUUUUCCAUUUUACCAGGAAUGCUUACUGCGUCAUUGAUGUCUGAUCAUUUUCAUAACUAGGGGGCUGUCUCAUUUAAUUAAAAAUUCACUAUUCCUACUACUGCCAAUAAUUUUUAUGUGAAAACAACUGGCACAAAGACAAUGUGAGGAUUUCUGUGAUUCCUCUGUAAAUCGCUGUGUUAAAAAUUAUAACCUUCACAAAAAUGAGGAUUAUAUUUUCUGCAAAAAGUCACAGAACGAAUGUAAAACAUUUUGGUUGUUUUGGCUCCAUACUCCUGAAUACUGGAAUCGAAGUGAAAUUGCAAUUCUUGAGAUUUA
This is a messenger RNA of Acanthochromis polyacanthus (spiny chromis), 8482 nucleotides long. It is a transcript of the gene tln2b, whose product is annotated as talin 2b. Gene Ontology annotation, molecular function: structural constituent of cytoskeleton; actin filament binding; integrin binding. Lineage: Eukaryota; Metazoa; Chordata; Actinopteri; Pomacentridae. Gene Ontology annotation, cellular component: ruffle; plasma membrane; focal adhesion. The record is from RefSeq and is a predicted model, not a curated record. Gene Ontology annotation, biological process: cell-cell adhesion.